ACUUAUUCACAGGUCGCUCGUGAAUACGACAGAUAUCUCUGCGCAUUGAAAAUGGAUGCGAAAACCAACUCUACAAUACUAGAAGUAAAGGAACCGAAUGCGCUCUACACAACCGAUGUGAUAGCGAUCACGGCCUAUGGCAUACAAGCAAAUAGUCUCAACGAUCCGAACGGCAUUUUCCGUAAAAGUGGCAAGAAAAUCUUCACAUUUACUUGGUUACGUUCCAUGGAGUUCAAAGCGUUCUUUUUCAUACCCAUAAUGGUUAAGCUUUUUGGCUUCAAAGUAUUUUCCAAGCAGGCCACAAUCUUUUUGCGCGACACAAUCAAUCAUGUGAUGGAGGAACGCAUCAAAAGGGGUAAUGUGCGCAACGAUCUAAUCGACAUUUUGGUUAAAUUCAAACAAGAGGCCGAAGAAGAACUGAAAGAAGGCAAGAAACCGUUCAUUUUGGAGAAAGACGCUUUGGCGGCGCAAGCGGCUAUUUUCUUUUCGGCUGGCUUCGAAACGUCAUCGUCCACAAUGUCAUUCGCUAUGUUCGAAAUGGCGCAAAAUCCGGAAGUGCAAAGACGUUUGCGUGAAGAACUACUCGAGGCAUACAAGAGUAAUGAUGGCAAAAUAACCUACGAGUUGAUUAUGGGUCUGAAGUAUAUGGAUAAUGUAGUGAAGGAGGUGUUACGCCAUUAUCCACCACUACCAUUCCUCGAUCGCGUAUGCACACCAAAAGCUGAUGAAAAAGGUUAUUCGCUGAACGCCUUUGGUUUGGACUUUACAGUACCGCACAAUAUGCCUGUCUAUAUACCGAGUCAAGCUUUACACAUGGAUCCAAAGUACUUCAAAGAUCCCGAAACGUUUAAUCCUGAUCGUUUUCUACCCGAAAACAAACACGAAAAUAAUAUGAAUGCCUAUAUGCCUUUCGGCAUCGGACCUCAUAACUGUAUUGGUGAGCGCUUCGCAAUGAUCCAAACAAAGCUGGGGCUACUCUACUUCUAUCGGAAUCAUUAUGUAACGCCCUGUGAAAUCACACCGAGGAAACUGCAUUUGAAUCCUCGUGCCAUCAUAUUACAGUCCUCUGGUGGCAUAAAUUUGAAAGUCGUGCGUGAUCCAUUGUUUUAGAGAUGAAGUGGUUGAUGAGGCUGUUAAUAUAGCAUUAUAUACUAUACUUCACAUACUUCAAAGAAGAUACAUAUAGUAGAUGUUGUGUCUAACAUAUGUAGAGAUUAAGCUGUAGAAUAACGGUAUUUGAAGUAAGUAUUUAAGCUUUUCGAAGACAAUAUCUCAUUGUUUUUAUUUUUUUUUAAGUACUUGUUUUAUUUGUAGAUAAUAUAAAUAAUCAAAAUAAAAAGUAUGCCUAUAUAUUAUAUGUACUAAACAUACUAACAAUAAUUUCGAUUCAAAUGUCUCUGAAAAUAAAAUUGUCCAACUGAUGUUAA
Molecule: messenger RNA, 1427 nt
Organism: Bactrocera latifrons
Lineage: Eukaryota; Metazoa; Arthropoda; Insecta; Diptera; Tephritidae
Product: probable cytochrome P450 6g2
Exons: 2
Biological process (GO): insecticide catabolic process; response to DDT
Molecular function (GO): iron ion binding; oxidoreductase activity, acting on paired donors, with incorporation or reduction of molecular oxygen; monooxygenase activity
Source: RefSeq, a predicted model, not a curated record